AUGUCUACAACGGAGACUGCCUCGCCGAUUGGCAUUGCCAAUCUCCCCAACCAGCGACACAAGAUUGUUGCGAAGCGGGGUGCGGCAUUCACAAUUAUGGUUGCCGGAGAGUCUGGAUUGGGAAAGACGACCUUCAUCAACACCCUUUUCUCCACCACCAUCAAAAACUAUGCCGACCACAAGCGCCGCCACCAGAAGCAAGUCGACCGCACCGUGGAGAUCGAGAUCACCAAGGCCGAGCUCGAGGAGAAGUUCUUCAAAGUUCGUCUGACCGUCAUUGAUACCCCCGGCUUCGGCGACUAUGUCAACAACCGCGACUCCUGGCAACCCAUCAUCGAGUUCCUUGAUGACCAGCACGAGUCCUACAUGCUCCAGGAGCAGCAGCCUCGCCGUACUGACAAGAUCGACAUGCGCGUUCACGCUUGCUUGUACUUCAUCAGACCCACCGGACACACCCUCAAGCCCCUCGACAUCGAGGUCAUGAAACGUUUGAGCUCCCGUGUGAACCUGAUCCCCGUCGUCGCCAAGGCCGACACCCUCAGCCAUGCCGAUUUGGCCCGCUACAAGGAGAGAAUCCGCGCUGUUAUCGAGGCACAGGGCAUCAAGAUCUACACCCCGCCGGUAGAGGAGGAUGAUGAGCACGCCGCCACCCACGCUCGCAGCCUGAUGGCUGCUAUGCCUUUCGCCGUUAUCGGUUCCGAGAAGGAUGUCAAGGCCAACGACGGCCGUGUUGUCAAGGGUCGUCAGUACGCCUGGGGUGUUGCCGAGGUGGAGAACGAAGAUCACUGUGACUUCAAGAAGCUCCGCUCAAUUCUGAUCCGUACUCACAUGCUCGACCUCAUCCACACCACCGAGGAGUCUCACUACGAGGCCUACCGUGCCCAGCAGAUGGAGACCCGCAAGUUUGGCGAGGCUCGUCCCCGCAAGUUGGACAACCCCAAAUUCAAGGAAGAAGAGGAGAACCUGCGCAAGCGAUUCACCGAGCAGGUUAAGGUCGAGGAGCAGCGUUUCCGCCAGUGGGAGCAGAAGCUCAUUUCCGAGCGCGACAGACUCAACAAGGAUCUCGAGGCCACUCACGCUGCGAUCAAAUCACUCGAGCAGGAGAUCGAAGGUCUUCAGGGCUCCAGCACUCGCAGCCACGGUCGUCGCUAA
This is a messenger RNA of Penicillium cinerascens, 1152 nucleotides long. It is a transcript of the gene aspC, whose product is annotated as septin CDC12. NCBI's taxonomy places the organism in Eukaryota, Fungi, Ascomycota, Eurotiomycetes, Eurotiales, Aspergillaceae. The transcript has 7 exons. Gene Ontology annotation, biological process: cytoskeleton-dependent cytokinesis. Gene Ontology annotation, cellular component: septin ring; microtubule cytoskeleton; septin complex. Gene Ontology annotation, molecular function: molecular adaptor activity; GTP binding; GTPase activity. Bases 1 to 1152 code for a protein of 383 amino acids. The record is from RefSeq and is a predicted model, not a curated record.